Molecule: messenger RNA, 1086 nt
Organism: Platichthys flesus (European flounder)
Lineage: Eukaryota; Metazoa; Chordata; Actinopteri; Pleuronectiformes; Pleuronectidae
Exons: 3
Coding region: 1-1086 (361 amino acids)
Biological process (GO): somite rostral/caudal axis specification; heart morphogenesis; mesoderm formation
Cellular component (GO): nucleus
Molecular function (GO): RNA polymerase II cis-regulatory region sequence-specific DNA binding; DNA-binding transcription factor activity, RNA polymerase II-specific; protein dimerization activity
Source: RefSeq, a predicted model, not a curated record
AUGGAUACCUCCUCUGUGCCUCUGCUCAACUAUGGCUUGCAGUACCAGUGGUGCUCCGACUCUGACCUCUCCAGCAUCUCCUCUUCUGAAACCCUGUCCCCUGUCAACUCUAUGGACUCCAGCCUGUCUCCUUCCCACCAGCAGCCUCCGCAGUCCACCCCUAAGAUGACCAAAAGUGGAUAUUCUCAGAGCCUCGGGUCCUCGCCCUGCUCUAUGUCUGGACGUGGCCGGAAGUCGGGUCGAGCCACACGGAUCCGCAGCAAGCAGAGAGAGAGCGCCAGCGAGAAGGAGAAGCUGAGGAUGAGGGAUCUGACCAAGGCCAUUCAUCACCUCAGGUCCUACCUCCCGCCCUCGGUGGCCCCUGAAGGACAGAAUCUGACAAAGAUCGAGACCCUCCGCCUCACCAUCCGGUACAUCUCCUACCUGUCGGGCCAGCUGGGCCUCAGCGAGGAGGUGCUGUUCGAGCGUAGGGAACAGGGAGACCCCUCGCCCAGCAACUCCCCCUCACCUGACAUCCUCAGCUUCUUCCAGCACAGCUCCAUGGGAGGUCAGGAGGCCCAGCUCCAGUUCCAGAACCUGAACCAGAGCUUGUACCCAGCACAGUGUCACAGCCAGAACGCUGUGGUGCACUCUGGGAGCUGUAGUUUUGGAGUGGAUCAGUACAAUAAGCAGUACAAUGAAGCUCCUGGGGGAGAUAUCAGCAUGGAUACCAUCCUCCACCAGUCUCCUCCAAUAACUCAGUCCUGUCAGGUAUGUAAACAUUUACACUUUAUCUUUCAUAAAAACCUCCUUCGAAAAGAUCCCACAGAAAUCAUAAUUCUGUUCAGAGACAGAUCUGUGACCCAGGUGGACGCCCUGUCAUGGCAGGGUCAUGUUCCCAGGAUGCAGGAGCGUAUGGUGUCAGGCCUGCUCCCAGAGCCUCUCAGGAGCAGGGGAGGCUGCCUGAGGUGCAACCUCACACCUCCCACCACAUAUAUGGAGCAGCCUCCCUGUACCUCCUCACUAUCCUCUGACUGCCUCACCAGCAACACACUGACAGCUCACUGCUCAGGAAGAGCCUUCAACCACAGCACCAACUUCAACUGA